AUGUUCAGGCUCAUUGAAAUUUCGUCAGAACCAUCAAGACAAUCAGGAGUGCUACGACCAUCUCGAAAAAAUGACUGUAGUAUACAUUGUCCAUUAGUACAUCGAUAUUCAUUAUCAUUACAUUCAUUCAUUUCAAGUUGUCAACAAUGUUCUUCAUCAAAUUCACCAUCAAGACAAUCAUCCUGUCCAUUAAAAAUUUCACUCCAAUCUAAACAUGCUGGAAAAGGACCACGAUUACAUUGUGAAUGA
This is a messenger RNA of Rotaria sp. Silwood1, 249 nucleotides long. The record is from the annotation of a GenBank genome assembly. Lineage: Eukaryota; Metazoa; Rotifera; Eurotatoria; Philodinida; Philodinidae.